AUGAAGCAGCCUCUUGCUUUUCCUGGGUGGUUUAGAACAGUGAGCCUCUGCUUAUGUUUGGCCCACACUGUCACAUCUGCAAUUUUGACAAACUCCACACAACUGGAGUCCAUCCUGGACAAGUACAGGGACAAGGAUGAAGAGUGGUGGAAAGCCAGAACAAGAGGAAAGAGAGCUAUCAGUGAAGGUGACAUGCAUCUCAUCCUGGAUCUGCACAACAAGUUGCGUGGUCAAGUCCACCCUCCAGCCUCCAACAUGGAGUACAUGGUGUGGGAUUACGAGUUAGAGAGAAGCGCCGAGCACUGGGCCCAUACAUGCCGAUGGGAACAUGGACCGAGCUACAUGUUGACACAAAUAGGCCAGAACCUUGGCGCACAUUGGGGCAGGGAGCGUCCUCCCACCUAUCACGUGCAGGCUUGGUAUGAUGAAGUGAGGCACUACAGCUAUCCUUACUCGCAGGAGUGUAACCCACACUGCCCUUUUAGAUGUUCAGGGCCUGUUUGCACUCACUAUACUCAGUUGGUUUGGGCCACAAGCAAUCGUAUUGGAUGUGCCAUCAAUGUGUGUUACAACAUGAACGUGUGGGGAAUGAUCUGGGCUAAAGCUGUUUACCUGGUCUGCAACUACUCUCCACCAGGAAACUGGUGGGGUCAUGCUCCUUACAAGUAUGGCGCACCGUGCUCUGCUUGUCCCGCCAGUUAUGCUGGAGGAUGCAGGGACAAUCUGUGCUACAAAGAUGGAGGGAUUGACAGGCAACCUGCGCCAGAGACCGAGGAAACAAACUAUAUUGAACCAGAGCCGGAUGCAGUAAGGGAGACGGAGCCCCAACCCAGGGCCCAUACUCCAAACCCUCCACAACCCACUGAAGUUGCAGAAAGAAACCGGGUUGUAAGCACUGAGCAGAUGUGCCAACAGAUGGACUGUGACACAAAGCUGAGAGAUCGGUGCAAAGGAACAACAUGUAACAGAUAUGAGUGUCCACCUGGCUGCUUUGACAGACACGGAAAAGUAGUUGGGACUACAUCUUAUGACAUGCAAUCCAGUGUAUGUGGAGCCGCAUUGCAUGCUGGUAUUAUUGAUAAUGAUGGAGGAUGGUUGGAUGUGACUCGACUAGGUCGAAAACAACAAUUCACUAAAUCAUACAAGAAUGGCAUUCAAUCAAUAGGGAAGAACAGAAGUGCAAAUUCCUUUAAAGUACAGACUGUGCCUGUCAAGGCUGUAGCUUGUGACACCACAGUAGCACUGUUCUGUCCCUUUAAGAAACCGGUGCGACAUUGUCCAAGGUUGUAUUGUCCUAAGAACUGUCUACGUGAGAGUCAAGCCAGAGUCAUUGGGAGUAAAUAUUACGCUGAUAAAUCAAGCAUUUGCCGAGCAGCCCUUCAUGCUGGAGUUAUCCAAAAUGAGUCCGGAGGUUACAUUGAUGUGAUGCCAGUGGACCGCAGGAGGCAGUACAAUGGCAACCAUCAAAAUGGCAUCACUUCAGAAAGUUUACUUAACCCAACGGGAGGAAAGGCCUUUCGAGUGUUUGCUGUUAUUUGA
Nerophis lumbriciformis (worm pipefish) is the source of this 1539-nucleotide messenger RNA. The record is from RefSeq and is a predicted model, not a curated record. NCBI's taxonomy places the organism in Eukaryota, Metazoa, Chordata, Actinopteri, Syngnathiformes, Syngnathidae.